AUGAACACCGUGGAAUCUGGUGCCAAUAGCAAGGCCAGCUCCACAACAUCGGCGCCAACUACACCCCCAGGAAUCCCAGCGCCCUACGGUAGGGCAUGCGCCAACUGCGUCAAGGCCAAAUGCAAGUGUUUUUACCGCGGUAGCGGUCGUGAGAUCAGCAGUUGUGAAAGAUGUCACCGACUGGGUAAAGACUGUGUGCCAUCCGAGAGUGUCCGUAGGCGUACUUCAAGGCGCCAGGGCACGUCAAGGACUGCCCAACUUGAGGAGAAGCUUGAUGAUCUGGUCUCGCUCCUCAAAACGCACCAACAAAAACCCGGAGUUGGACCCGCCGCUACAUCCGGUCUGACUUCCCAAGGCCCGCCCACAUCCAACAAAGACCUCUCUCGCGCUGGCCUGGCAUUAAUAGAUCCCUCAUCAACUAUUGUUAUUACCAAUCAUCAACAAUCCUCCACUCUAUCUCCUUUAUACAACAAGGCAAAGAAGCCCACCAUCGACGCGCCUCAUGGGAGGCUAGGCGCCCCCAAAUAUGUCGCUCCUACAUCUAGUAUGCAACCUGAUCAGGAAGCCGAAGAAUGCUUCCAAGUUUUCUCCAAACAUUUUCUCCACUCAUUUCCUUUCUACUGUGUCACGGAAGACAUGACUGCAUCCCAGUUACAGCCCGAAUACCCAGUCUUCAUGCUUGCCAUCAAGUCGAUCUGCAGCAAGGUAUUCUCGCUGCAGUUAAAGUAUUCCGAGCAAUUCCAGCACAUGCUAGCACAAAAGAUCUUGAUAGAAUGUGAGAACUCUAUGGAUCUACUGUUAGCUCUCAUCACGUGCAUUGGGUGGAUUCAUUUUCAUGAGGUCAGGAGACCACACCUCACUGUUCUGACACGGUUGGCCAUGUCACAAGUUAUCGAGCUUGGUCUACAUCGGCCGUUCGGUGAGACAUCUGGGAUCAACUCGUUUAAAAACGCAGAGGCAGCCGCUUCCCAAAACAAGGAGCCAGCACGCCCUAAACCAAAUAACGAACAGCGUCGAGCCGCGCUGGGCUGUUACCUUGUCACCUCGUCUAUGUUCACAUCGAUGAAGAGGGCAGAAGGACUACCAUGGACGCCCUACCUUGAGGAGAUGAUGGCAGAUCUAAUCAGGGAGUCGGAUUGGAAGGGAGACAACGUACUCGUGGCCCAAGUCAAAUUUCAGCAGCUCCACGAGCAACUGUACAGAGCCCGAUAUCAGCCUGCUCCUGGCGACUGGGCUCUGGUCAAGGACCCGCACGAUGGGCUUCCCUCAUAUUAUAUUAACUUGCUCAGGCAAACAUCACGAGAUUUGUGGUCCUCUUUGCCUGAGGAAGUGGCUGGUAAUGCUUCUGUCAGAUUUUUCCAAAGAUAUCUGGAGCUGGUGAUAGCCGAAAGCUCCAUUGAUCACAAAGAAGCACCAUUCCCGAAUCCAAAACAGGUCAACACGACGACCAGCGCAAGGCAGCUUGAGAAUAUUCAUGCCCUAGUGGAAGCCUUGGAACGUUUCUUCGAUGUCGUCCACGAAGCAUCUCCCAUGCGUCUCUAUGGCAUGCCCUACACCUGUGCUGGGGCAAUACCGCUGUCCAUGUGGAUGCUUUUACAGCUGUGCAUCAGUCGUGGCGACUCAGUCUGGAAUCCCAGUGAGGUUCGCCGUCGCAUGGACCUUCUGCAUAUAAUCGAUGGCCUGCGCGAAAAACUUGUGUCCAUUCCCGACCUCGCGGGCCUGUCCAGCGUGGCAACACCUGACACUGCAAGUCCGGAUGAUCCGGAAAAUCACAAUAUUUUCAGCAGGUGUGGACCAAUCCUGGACAAUGUUCGCAUGUGUUGGGCGGCUGAACUCCAAAAACAUACUGUACCGCCACCAGGUCUACAACGCCCCCACGAAAGUACGCCGCCGACAGUCUUCAAUGGAAGCACGAUUCCUGUCACGCAGCAGGGGCCCAUUGCCACGCAGAUGAGCAUGCCCACGGGUUUUGAAAGCUAUAGCCAACCUCAAGAUCCGAUGCCCAUGGUGAUGCCGCAGUACGACUUCUCUUCUUGGCUGUCAUUUCCUCCUCUAGAACAAGGCUGGUACCCGAUGGACGUCUCUUAUAACUGA
Pyricularia pennisetigena is the source of this 2094-nucleotide messenger RNA. RefSeq lists its product as uncharacterized. The record is from RefSeq and is a predicted model, not a curated record. Gene Ontology annotation, molecular function: zinc ion binding; transcription cis-regulatory region binding; DNA-binding transcription factor activity, RNA polymerase II-specific. Bases 1 to 2094 code for a protein of 697 amino acids. The transcript has 5 exons. Lineage: Eukaryota; Fungi; Ascomycota; Sordariomycetes; Magnaporthales; Pyriculariaceae. Gene Ontology annotation, cellular component: nucleus. Gene Ontology annotation, biological process: regulation of DNA-templated transcription.